CGGUCUUGUUGAAGCCUUGUCUUAAACAGGCAGGCCGGCGCCAGAUUAGUAGCACUUAGCGAUUUAAUUCAAAUCGUUAUCUCAGCUCCCGUCGCCAACCCCAACCCCCCAAUAUUAUCUCACUGUUGAUUAGACGAGCUAUUCUAUUGCUCGUGAAUGCACGCUUUCAUUUGAGAAAGUUUUUUUGCGACCCUCGUUUGACUCAGCGGCAAAAUGAACCACCAUCAAGAUAUCCCCGGAAACGGUGAUUUUGAGGGUGUCAGCGGCAGCCGAUUCUACUACCUGCAACAUUACAUCCCAGCGCACAAAAUCUCUUUGGGAAUCACCAACGACCAUAUCAUUGCCGGUGCGAAGCGGAAAAGCAAGCCCCCAGCGCGCUUCAUACAUGGCGAGCGAGAUAUCCCGCAAUUAGAUAGAUGGAAACUAAAGAAAAAGCCUCGAAAGUCAGCUACUACGCCGGACAAACAAAAAAAGGAAGGAACAAUCAGCGUCAUAAUCCCGCCUAUCAACCUCGACUAUGAUUCGGGUGACUCACCGUUGACCGAACUGGAGGACCUGACGGACGAAAUGGAUGACUUGGCCUCUGACUCCCCCACUGAUGAUGCCCAUGUUGCCGCUGAGAAGUUCUCCGAGCACCCCAAGCUAAAUAACACGGAUGAAGUUGGGGGAAGCCGGUUCGCACAAGAGAAUGGAUGUACUAAGUGUACAGGAAAGAUGAUCAAUCUCCGCCACCAGGCACAACAGGCAGUCUUGCUGCGAAAGGAAUAUGAGACUCUCCAGCGACAAAACAACCGUCUCAGGGAAGAAUUAGCCAACAUCAGAGCAUCGCAGCACACUUCCACCAGCGAUCCCACAAUCACUAAACUCUCUGUAGACGAAUCUCUUGGCCAGAAGCAUGAGAUAAACAGACUUCGCCGUCGCCUUUCAAGUGCCCUUGAGCUUGUUGAGCUUGCCCGUCCCCCUCCGUCGUACGACGAUGCUUUUGUCGCAUCAACGGGCUUUAUAUACAAGGAAAUGAAUACAUUGAGUAACUAUGUGGUCUAUACAGCAGAUUCGCUCAUCAAAAUCCGAGUCCAUCACGUAAAGGAUGACACAAUAAGCCAGGGUCUGACUCAUCUCAUCGAGCAAACCAUAAUCAACAAAGAGCUUUUAUCCACGGAGCCCGUAUCGGCGUUUCGCGCUCUUACUUUUGGCUUCAUUCAAAAACGCGUGUUUCACGCCCCGGAGAUAUGGAGAGAACUGCAUUUUGACGGCAUAAUGUUCAGGCAGUUCCAAAGUAUUCUGGAGCAAAGCAUUUCACCUGAAGCCCUAGAAAAAUACCACCGCGCAACAGUUCAUCUUACCCUAACAAAGAAUCCAGAAUUUAAGGAAACGUUUGUUUCUGGGUACGCCGAAGAGAUGCAAUCCGAGUUUGCCAAAAUGAUGGCACCUUUAAUCCGCUUAGAGGACAUGGACGUUCACUUUAAGCGCCGAAUGCGAACGUUAUUCCGUCAUGCCCUUACCCUGCGUGCGAGCUGCUACCCUCACAUCGGAACGCGCUAUCAACUCGUGCAGUUCAAACCAGGCUAUGUAUAUGACCCGCAGACCAUGCGUGCGGAAGACGAAGUCGGAGCAACCGUACAUGUUCCGGAGGAUGGUCGACAACGCCGCAUUAAGGUUUGCGUGCAUGGGCUGAUGAAAGCCUAUGCGGUGCAAGAGAAUGCAACUGGACUUGACUUGAUCCAAGAACUCAGCCAGCCAUUUUUCCUGGAAGGUGACGGACAUGGUCACAUUAUCAGUGAUAAGGCAGCCGUUAUUCUAGAAUGACAGUUGGCUAUACUAUGAGGGCUGUAUCACUG
Messenger RNA from Aspergillus caelatus, 1838 nucleotides. RefSeq lists its product as uncharacterized. The transcript is spliced from 3 exons. Bases 214 to 1806 code for a protein of 530 amino acids. Lineage: Eukaryota; Fungi; Ascomycota; Eurotiomycetes; Eurotiales; Aspergillaceae. The record is from RefSeq and is a predicted model, not a curated record.